AUGGAUCCUAAACCUUCAAAAAAUAAAGACAAGCCAGAAAACACUGCCAGUCAGCCAUCCUACUUAAUAGUGCAUGCUACUGGAGAAAAACCUUUGUCAAAAUGCUCCCCUUUUUUGAUUCAGAAGUUAUUUGAAUCAACGAUCGGACACCUGAAAAAAACACAAAAACUGAGGUCAGGAGACCUAUUUGUAGAAACUGUUUCAACUAAACAGUCGGCAAAACUUUUAGCUGCAAAGAAAUUGGGAGACAUUGAAGUCACAGUCACACCACAUGGAAGUUUGAACUCUUCACGUGGUGUGAUAUCUGAGUUUGAUCUGAUGUCUGAAGAUGAAUCAGAUAUUUAG
Messenger RNA from Centruroides sculpturatus (bark scorpion), 345 nucleotides. RefSeq lists its product as uncharacterized. The record is from RefSeq and is a predicted model, not a curated record. NCBI's taxonomy places the organism in Eukaryota, Metazoa, Arthropoda, Arachnida, Scorpiones, Buthidae. The transcript has a single exon. The coding region runs from base 1 to 345 and encodes 114 amino acids.